AUGACUCCAUUACUGAACCUUCAUCUUUCUAAGCCUCCUGUUGUUAGCCAGGUGUCAUAUGUGAACAGCUUGGAAAAUCUCUUGAAGGAGAAAGAAGAAUCUAAAAGAGUAGAUGAACUAGAAAAACAGUUACAGGAAGACAUACAAGGAAGGGAAGCCGAUUGUUCAGAUGGAGAUGAUGAGAAUGCUGGUGGAGAUGAAGACCUCUCAGAAGAGCACAGGGCAUUUCUAAAGAGAUUUUCAGUAAUAUGUCAUGCCAUACCUGACUACCACCCUGGAGAAGAUGUAUUUGAGUUAUCGACCUCUGGGAAAAUCUUCAAUCAACAUAACCUUGACCUGAGGAAUUUUCACUUCAUCCCUCAAAAUCCUAUAGAAAAGCUCCUUCUUAGCUCUGGUGUAACACAACAGCUUUCUUUAGUUAUUAAUGGUUUUCUAAGUUCUGCUUACAAUUGUGUAUUGUGUCCUGUACCAGUUCUAAAGUGGCUUUUCCAGGUGAUGUCUGUUCAUCCUGACUAUUGUGUUUCAACCCAGAUUUUAGACAGAUUGAUGGACAUAACACUAAAAAAUGCUUCCAUCAGUGAUGAACAGUCUAAACCCUGGAUUCCUUCACUAGCUGAUGUGUCAACUGUUGUUGUCAAUAUGGGUGUUGCAUUUAGGUCUCUCUUUCCAUUGCAGCAUCUGCAGCCCAGCUUUAACGAGUGUGAUAUUUUAAGUCAGAUGCAAGAAACAGUGAGUAAGCAACAGCCAAGAGAAGACCUUACCCCUGCUGGUCCAGCGUUCUCUAGUGUACCAGAAAACAAUUUAAUUAAUGUGGUUAAGUUUCUAGGCUUCUGUACAACAGUAAUUCAAGGUGGAUAUACUGAUCAAGAAAUACUGCUGCUGCUUCUAUUGCUGUUUAAAAUAAGCUUGGAGAAACAGUUAAAGCAGAUUCCUUUGAUAGAUUUUCAGUGCCUUUUCAUAAAACUUCUGAUAAAUAUAAAAGACUGGGAUACAAAGAUGCCUGAGCUUUGCCUGGCAGUGAGUGAACUCUCCAGUCAUCACCAUAAUCUCCUGUGGCUGGUUCAGCUGGUGCCCAGCUGGAUAAUACGUGGACGGGAAGUAAGAAGACGCCUUAGCCUAGUGAUAAUUUCGAAGCUUCUUAAGAAGCAUGUAGAAAUACCUGAUGACAGUGAUAAACAGAUGUCUCUUCUGCUUGAGUUUCUGGUGUACAUGAAACCUUCUAAUUUAGUAAGGAAGAUGAGUCAAGGACUGAAGCAGCAAAAUGCUGAUGAAGACCACCUUGAUAUAGAGCUGGAACAGAAGGCAUAUUACCUGAUCUACAUCCUUCUCCAUCUAGUCAGUGAAGCUAGUUUCUUCGAUACUGUAAAUUCUAAUCAAAGGCAACACUUACUGAAGCUUUGUGGUGCCUUAGAUAAGCACAUAAAAUGUGAUAUUAGGGAAGAUGCUAGGCUGUUCUAUCGAACUAAGGUAAAGGAUGUAGUUGCUAGGAUAUAUGGCAAAUGGCAAGAUAUGAUACAAACCACUCGGCCUACUCAGGGAAAACUGCAUGACUUCUGGGAACCGGAUUCAUGA
Chaetura pelagica (chimney swift) is the source of this 1572-nucleotide messenger RNA. RefSeq names its product family with sequence similarity 178, member A (gene SLF2). The coding region runs from base 1 to 1572 and encodes 523 amino acids. The record is from RefSeq and is a predicted model, not a curated record. Gene Ontology annotation, biological process: positive regulation of double-strand break repair; DNA damage response; protein localization to site of double-strand break. The transcript has 16 exons. Gene Ontology annotation, cellular component: nucleus; site of double-strand break. Lineage: Eukaryota; Metazoa; Chordata; Aves; Apodiformes; Apodidae.